AACACAACUUGAGCUUUUGCCAACAGAUAUUAAAAGUGACGAUGAAAGGAUAUUUCAAACGGCUGAUAUUUUCCAGUGAUAUCAAAAAUGAAAACUGUUUUUUUAUGUUUACUGAAAUUACAUUUGUGGGGUCGCAGGGUAUAAGCUCUGCAGCACAGGUCCAUCAAGAGAUAGGCUGGGUGAGCAUGGAGAGGGAGAGAGAGAUAAGUGAAGAGUGAGGCACAGCUGGGAGAGGCUUACAUUACCGGAGGGAGCUCUAAGACAGCAUCACGCUAAUAAAACAGAUUUAUACAAUAUAGAGAGGUAAUUGCUAGAUUCGGCAGUAACGAAAAAUGUUUUUGUACAGGGAGAGGUCAGCGCAAUAAGAGUGUGGAGGAAGUGUAUAUUACAGCUACCAGAGAGUGAGAUUCAGGAACACUGAAUCACUGCUAUACCCGCGGAGGAGGGCUUGCUAUAGGUGCUAUAGGUAGAAAGGGUUGGAAACCCACAUUUGCAGACAUAUAUGUUUGAAGACUUUAUCCAGUAUUGUGAGUGUGGCCUUGGAACGGACAGAGACUGUUUGUCUGUGGAAAUAGAGGACAGGAGUUGUGGAGACUUGGAUAACUGUGUCACACUGUGGCUGGUCUUUGCUACACAUGGAGGUUGUUUCUGUGGAACUUGUGGAAAAUCAGAUUUGUGUAAAAGUCUUAAAGCAACAUCUAAUUUUGACAUCCUGGCCCCAUGGUGCUGUCAAGGUGAUCAAGUCUUGAUCAAGGUUGGUGUGAUUCCAAUGGACUGCAGCUGUGUGGAUAUGGCCAACAGAUGUACCUAGAUCCCAUAGACAGCACAGCUAGCCAGCUAGCAGUGACAGACCUGCCGCUUCCCCUGCUGAAUCUCAAGAAAAAUUGCCCAGUCCAUCUCUCCAAGACUACAGAGGGGUCAAUGAGCUGCAGCACUGUACGCACAGUCAAGACAAACUCUCCCUUGUGGACGACAUCAUAAAAUUCAUAACCACACAGUUGUGUAUCAGCUAAUAAGUCUGGUGUGUGUGGCUAUGGAUCAAGUUAUGUAUAACCUGUAAAACUGAUAGCCUGGCAAUCAAUACCAUAGGUUCAGGGUCCUGUCACUUAUUUUCCACCGGGGUCGAAGUCCCAGACCCUUUGGCAACUGAAGCAAUGGAAUGUCCUGUUCAACUAUGGAAUCAUUAUCGGACCCUAAAACCCCGCUCAAAAGGUAAUUAUUGACAGUUCCUAAUUACCAUAAAGAAUGACCGCACACAUCAUCAGCUUUAACUGUUUCCAAUUUCCAUCAAAUACAACAUUGACUACACUGCAACAUGGCAGCAAGUCAGUCAAGAGUACUGGGCACAUCACACUCAUGUGAUUCCAUGAAACCAGGAAGUGUUCUCAUUUCUUAGACACAAGCGUUCAAGAUGAGGAUGCUACGAGUGCAGCGGUAUACGUAUUAUUUCCUGCUUGGCGUGAUGGCGUACUUAUCUCUAGCCUACUACAUCCACUUCCAUGCCAGGUCUCCACAGAUACAGGAGUGGACACCCCAAACUGACACUGGUCAGUACCCCUCCAGCAGACCGGCGUCCAUCCAAGGGAAGGACGUCGUCACAAACAUCACCAUGGGGCAGAAGACAACUGAACCGAAGCGACUUGAGGAUACAUCAAAUUACCAUGGAACAGAUGUCUAUCGUCCAUUACUCUUCGAGAACGAAAAGAUUGAUAACAUCAAACUUGGAAAAAUCAAAUUUGAUUCCGUGGAAUUUCGUAAUUUGGAGCAAAUUUAUGUGUAUGCAGCUUUUCUUGAUGGAAGAAUCCCGAAUAAAACAUAUGCUCGGAUAUUUGCACUUCAGAGAACAACGAACCUGGAAGGUCUCUUAUGUAGGUUCUACUUGGGUGAAAACAAGGGAAGUGUUAUUACUGUUUUCACUGAAAAAUAUGAAAUGUGUGAAAAUCAUGGCAAAGGCUACGGUGGAUAUAUUUAUACCUGUCUGGUGCCUCAGUUGAUACACGACACACCCACAACAGUUUCCCUGUCAACUUAUUCCACCAACUUUGCUCAAAGCCAUCUUCACCUGACCAUGAACUUAACUCCACUGCAAUACAAUUUCAACACUGAUUCUCAAAGGGAGCUCUUCGGUGUAUGUGUGCCACCAAUAUUUGGAAAUAUUCCUCUAAAUAUUCUUAUUCAGUACAUUGAACUGACAAAGAUACUAGGUGGAUCAAAACUAUUUUUCUACAAAUAUAAUGUAUCAAAAAAUGUUGAAAAACUUUUAAAAUAUUACACUGCGAAAGGAGAUAUCCAUGUCCUGAAUUGGAAUCUCCCUCCCGGCAUCAAUAGACUCAACAUAUGGUACAAUGGACAGUUGAUGGCAAUUCAAGAUUGUUUGUACAGAAACAUGGCUGCGUUUAAAUUUUUACUGUUUACCGAUCUUGAUGAAGUACUAAUUCCCCGACAAGCCAACAACUGGGUUACUAUGCUGCACAACAUCGCCUUGAAAUCACAACUUCAUAACUUGGACGACAUUGCCGGCUUUUCUUUUCAAAGUGUUUUCUUCGGUCCUAAUCAAGAGCCGGAUCCUGGACAAACUUUACAAUUUCUUCAAAGAUUGGAUCGAACUCAAGUUACAAGCACGAUUAGGUCAAAACUUUUAAUCCAGCCAAGUCAAGUGUUUGAGCUUGGGAUCCACCACAUGAGUAAACCAAUCCGAGAUAACAUCACAGUCAUGAGUGUAGGUCCCGAUGAGGCCCUGUUGCAUCACUAUAGGUCUUGCGUGGUGGCAUUUGAUGCGAAUAUGAGGUGUUAUCCUCAAAUACGGGAUGACACCAUCUUGAAAUAUGCAGACUUACUCAAUGCACGGACAAGGAGUGUCAUGUUGGAUGUGUUGAAUCUCCUCAAACAGAGAUAAUGCAGCUCUGUACAUAUGCCUAUUUAUUACCUGCAUAAAUGAACGUGUGUA
Messenger RNA from Haliotis rufescens (red abalone), 2947 nucleotides. Its product is annotated as beta-1,4-galactosyltransferase galt-1-like. NCBI's taxonomy places the organism in Eukaryota, Metazoa, Mollusca, Gastropoda, Lepetellida, Haliotidae. The coding region runs from base 1412 to 2896 and encodes 494 amino acids. The record is from RefSeq and is a predicted model, not a curated record. The transcript is spliced from 2 exons.